Molecule: messenger RNA, 2031 nt
Organism: Polyodon spathula (Mississippi paddlefish)
Lineage: Eukaryota; Metazoa; Chordata; Actinopteri; Acipenseriformes; Polyodontidae
Gene: tmem45b
Product: transmembrane protein 45B
Exons: 6
Coding region: 574-1482 (302 amino acids)
Source: RefSeq, a predicted model, not a curated record
GAAUAAUAGUUUAAGAUUUGGCAGGAUUGUUUGUAGAUCACUUUGGAACAGGGUCUGCUGUGGUAAUCAAGCCACAGAAACACACAAGACCCCAGAGGCUGUCACUCUGUCAGGCUGUGCAAUCAUCCUGACUCCUGUACCCACGCACCCUGACAGUAGUUAACCCUUUCUUCAUUUGAUAAAGCUGGUUUUCCCUUGCAAUCCGGUAUAAAACUAGUGUAUAUAAUGCAUUAGAAAACUUUCACAAGAUAUUUAAGAAAAGCUUUGCAUUUAAUUUCACAGGACAUUAAUAUGUAUCGGCCAAUGACUUUAGAGAGGAUCCAGCGCCAUCCUGUCCCAACCUUUACUAUCACAAUCUUACCCCAAACCGUCAUCUUAAUCUUGACCUUGAAGUCCCUUUCAGAUUGCAGAUGUGCUGUCCAGUCAAUGUGGAUGGUGCUGAAGCGUUUAGUACCAUACAAAUGGAAAGACUUCAAAAGCAGCAAGCAUUGAGCCAGGAGAACCAUGGAAAAGCCUGGUGGAGCUAUCAAGUGGAGUUUAUGACUGUAAUAAAGGUUGCAUAGCUGAUACUGUAUGUGUGUUGCAACCCCUCAAAUAUUGCCACAGUUCAAAGCAGGACCGCUGGUAGAGGGAAUGGCGAACUUCAAGGGGCACGCCCUGCCCGGCAGCUUCUUCCUGCUCUUUGGGCUCUGGUGGUCCGUCAAGUACCCCCUGCUCUACUUCUGGAGGAAGAACCGGCCAGGUGGGCUCGUCCGGAUGAACCCCGACUCCCAGAGGCUGGACCUCAUUGAGGGGGUGGUCAAGGUGGUCUUCUCCAUCGUGGGGAUCCUGGCCGAGCAGUUUGUGCCGGACGGACCACACCUGCAUCUCACCCAGAGCGAGGGUCACUCCUGGGUCAAGCUGAUGAACUGGCAGCACAGCACCAUGUACCUUUUCUACGGCAUCUCAGGGGUGGUGGACAUACUCACCGUCUCCCCGCUGGGAGUCCCGCUGGGGCUGGACAGACUCAUGCUUUCCGUGGCUGUGUUCAUAGAGGGUUUCCUGUUUUACUUCCACGUGCACAACCGAGCCCCGUUGGACGUGCACAUCCAUUCCCUGCUGCUGAUCGCUGUGUUCGGUGGCGCCUUCAGCAUCCUGCUGGAAGUGUUCCAGAGAGACCACAUUGUCCUGGAGCUCUUCAGGAGCAGCCUGGCCAUCCUGCAAGGAACGUGGUUCUGGCAGAUUGGGUUUGUGCUGUUUCCUCCGGGGGGAGGCACAGCAUGGGAUGACAGCGACCAUGACAACAUCAUGUUCAUCACCAUGUGCUUCUGCUGGCACUACGCCACCGCCCUGCUCAUCAUGGCACUCAACUACGCCCUCGUGUGGGGCUGUAUGCGCCGCUGCGCCGGCAGGACCGGAGCAGACCCGGAGCUCGGACUCCUCAUGAAAUCAUCCAAAAACACAUCCCAGAAGGCGCUUCUGCAGGAAUCGGACGAGGAGUAGAUGCAGGGAGGGAGCACAGUGCUGGUUGAAGGCUGCACUGUUGUGUCCAGUACACCAGAUUGAACCUGGUGACCCAGGAAAUGCAGAUUACUAAACAUUUUAAAACAGUUUUUUAAAGAAAGAGUGCUUCUUGAAUCACAAUUUUAUUACGGCUUUAUUGUAAAGUGCAGGUUUUUUUUGUAUCUUUUGAUAUAAUGAUAAUUAAUGCUUCCAAACACUCUGACAAGAUGAAGUAAUUGGUAAUUUACUGUAUCCUAGCUUUGUUACGAUUGAUUGUUUGAAUGCUGGGAUAAAGCCGUUCUAGGCUUGUCCCAGCUGUGUGUGCGUGUUCCUAACCAGCAUACAGAGAUUUACUCAUCCGUUUAGCACGAGGGUGACUUAACAGACAGAUGAAGCAUUCCAAGUAUUUAUUGAUCAGGAAACUGGUUCUCAGCCCAGUUCCUAGUGGAGCGUGCCGUCCACAUUGCACCACAAAACACAUCAUGGGCAACAUCCCGACUUUAUACUCUGUACAAACAUUCAAUAAAAUGUCAUCUAUUCAUAUAGAAA